AUGAUGGUGAAGAAGCUUUGCUGCUUUCAGUAUUUUGCUCUUUGGAGUCUCCUCCUGGCUGUUCUUGUUUCCUCCAAGCACCAUGGAAAUUCUGCAAAUGACCUUGUUGAUAUCAUUAACAAGAACAGAACUGGUCAAAAGCUUCCUCAACUUAGCAACAGUCCUGGACUUGGGUGCAUAGCCUUGCAAUAUGCAGAGGAAUGCAUGGGGAACUGCAGUUCAAACAACAGUGUAAAUUGUCACCCUUCUGAAGAUGACUUCACCGAAAUUUUUGCUCCAAACUGUGGCGUUGAGCUACCCACUUUUGGGACCAUAUCUGGUCACAUUCUCGGCUGUCAACCAAAGUAUGUCGAGCCAUUGGAAGCCUUCUCAAAUGUACUUGUUCAUGACAAAAGAACUGUUUCUCUUUUGAGGAACAAAACUUAUACUGAAGUUGGAGUGGGGAUUAUCAAAGCUCACAAGCACAAAGGACCUUACUUAUGGUGCAUUUUGUUUAGUAGUAGCCAGAGAAACACCACAUUCGUACUUGAUGAUCUUGGUGAAGGGAUUAAGCAGAAGAAAGGAUGCUAUAGUGGAACCAGCUUCCCUUGCAGCAGAGCACAUAGAGACAAAGGUCUUUUAUCGAACAAAAUUGGGAUUUUGGUUCUGCUCUGUGUUAUCUUCUUUCAAGAAUUCCUUCUCAAACUUUUCUGAUAUUACUAUAU
Solanum verrucosum is the source of this 704-nucleotide messenger RNA. RefSeq lists its product as uncharacterized. The record is from RefSeq and is a predicted model, not a curated record. The coding region runs from base 1 to 693 and encodes 230 amino acids. Lineage: Eukaryota; Viridiplantae; Streptophyta; Magnoliopsida; Solanales; Solanaceae. The transcript has 2 exons.